AGAAGACGAAGAAAAAAAGAAGAGAUUUUUAGAUGGCCUUGGUAGCAGAUUGGUUCUUUGAUGUGUUUUUGUUAUGAGGGGGAUUCUUUUGGUUUACGACAGUUUUUAUCAAUCGAUCAUGAAGUCUAAGUUUCUAUAACGCUAGAUGUUGUUUGGAAAUACACAUGAUUUUACUAGUUUCUGACCUUGGUUUCUACUCUAGCCAUUGUUAUUGUGUCUUUGUUAAUGUCUCUGAUAGAUGAGUUGCAUCUUGGCCUUCAAAUGAGCUUCUUUUCCUUUCUGAUUAUGUGCACUUAGUUUUCAUUUCCCAAGAUUUGUGACCUCAAGGAUUUGUCUCAAUGAAAAAGGCUCACUUGUUCUGCUAACACAUUGAUGAACGAGUUGUGCUGGAAGAAUUUCGAUAUUAGAAGUUUGCUUGUAUGGAUAAGUUAGUUCAAGUAUUUUAUUGUAGUAGGAGCCAAGUGUUGUGCCAUUUUAUCUGUUCCUAAGUGAGACAAAUUGCUAUUCUCUUGCAAAACAUUCGAUAAUUUGCAUAGUAUACUGUCUGGAUGCUAUUUCACUUGAUGUGGCUGAUGGAUAGCCAAAUUCUUUUUUGCAUAUUAAAUCUCUGUGAGUCUGUAGCUAUUAUUCUGAGUAACCUGUGUGCUAGUGUUAUUGAAAUAUGUGUUUUCUCAUUCAUUUGACUAAAAACAGACUCCUUGAAUGUUCUUUCCCGACAAUUAAUCUAGUGCUUUCAAUUACUAGUGUUGAGUGUAUGACUAGUCUGUGGGUGCGUGUGUUUCUUUAUGUGUUUUUUGUCUGGAAUGGCUGGGUGGUGUGCGUCACAAAUGGAUCAAUAGGUUGCAGUAACAACAAUUAUGCGUCCAGAGAGAAGUGUAAAAAGUGUGGCCAGCCAAAGGAGGAAACAGCUAUGCCAGCAAUUGCAAUGCGUGGGGCGUCUCUCCCGACUUAUGCACAUUACUUUGCCAGGGCACAUGGACUAUCCGGAUUGGGUAUGAAUUUUGGAAUCACAGGCAGUUAUGGUCUUCAACCGUCACUUCUGCCAAAUUCUGGUUUGUCAUAUGGAGGAAUUGACAAAUACGGGCUUCAGUCAAUUCCAAGGUGGCCCACUCCCGGAGGUCAUAGUAGUGGAUUGUUGCAUGUGAACAAUAUCAGCCAGCCUCUUGUAGUUCCUAGAGAUUGGCGCAGUGGUGAUUGGAUAUGCAAUUGUGGGUUUCACAACUACUCAUCACGCACGCAGUGUAAAAAAUGCAAUGCACCUUUGCCAUCUGGUGCACCACCUUCUUCAGCGGUGAAUUCUGCUGUUUCAAAUAUUUUUCCAACUUUGGGCACAAAGCGGUUGGCAUCAGAAGAAUUUGUUAAUGAUUGGGACAGCAAAAGGUUAAACGCUGGAGAUAUAAAUUCUCAUUUUUUGAAUAAUGGACAGCAGCGACCAUAUCAGGGUUUUGAGCAGCUAGGAGAGUCCACUAAUGAUCAGUCCCCAGGCACAAUGUCUAGAUAUUCUAGUGGAAACUUGGCCACAAUGUCCUCUACACAGUUGAAAGCUCAAUCUCCCCAAUUGACCACGAUUCCCUUGAUUGUAGGAAAAGGGGCAAAACAAUGGCGUGAUGGGGACUGGAUGUGCAAUAAUUGCAACAAUCAUAACUAUGCAUCUCGAACUCAUUGCAAUAGGUGUAAAUCUCAGAAGCAACUGUUGAGCCUGUAAGUUCGUUUUGCGUAGACUGUGUUCACAGUAAGAGCCUUGUGAUGAUUGUCGAAGUAGGUUUGUGUUGCUCAAGUAUUCCUUGUUUCAGUAGAGUAAUGGCAAAGCGGGAUAUGAUCUUUUGCUGAAAAAAGCUUGUCUUUGAAUUUGUUAAUAUUUAAGCAGUUUGAAGUAUUGGCAACCUAAUCUAAUCUGUAGAUGAGAUUUGGUUGAACAUGACUAUCUUUGUAUUGUUGACAUGGAGUUUUGCCAAGGUGCCCCAAAUAAAAGGUCCAAUAUGAUAUGGUUUUGCUCUUAUCA
This is a messenger RNA of Dioscorea cayenensis subsp. rotundata (Guinea yam), 2002 nucleotides long. RefSeq lists its product as uncharacterized. The record is from RefSeq and is a predicted model, not a curated record. Gene Ontology annotation, molecular function: mRNA binding. Bases 662 to 1705 code for a protein of 347 amino acids. Gene Ontology annotation, cellular component: cytoplasm. NCBI's taxonomy places the organism in Eukaryota, Viridiplantae, Streptophyta, Magnoliopsida, Dioscoreales, Dioscoreaceae. The transcript has 6 exons.